This is a messenger RNA of Drosophila sulfurigaster albostrigata, 1810 nucleotides long. RefSeq names its product acetyl-coenzyme A transporter 1. The transcript is spliced from 2 exons. Lineage: Eukaryota; Metazoa; Arthropoda; Insecta; Diptera; Drosophilidae. Gene Ontology annotation, cellular component: membrane. The record is from RefSeq and is a predicted model, not a curated record. Gene Ontology annotation, molecular function: acetyl-CoA transmembrane transporter activity. Bases 1 to 1578 code for a protein of 525 amino acids.
AUGUCGACGAAACGACGUCGUCGCCGCAACAGUGAAUCGAACGAUCUCAUCGAGUCGACAUCUCCAACUGGACAAGAUGAACACGAGAAGUCUGAUUUACGUGGCGAUAAACGCAACAUUGCCGUACUUCUGUUCCUCUACAUACUGCAGGGCAUACCCAUUGGCCUCAUAGCUGCUGUGCCAAUGCUGCUGCAGAAUCGCGGUGCCAGCUACAAACAACAGGCGGAGUUCUCCUUUGCCUAUUGGCCGUUUAGCAUCAAGUUGCUGUGGGCGCCCAUUGUGGACUCGUUGUAUGUGCGUCGCUUUGGUCGGCGCAAAUCGUGGCUGGUCCCAGUGCAGUAUCUGCUUGGUGGUUUCAUGCUGCUGCUAUCGGCGCAUGUGGAUCGCUGGCUGGGCGGCGAUGGUGUGGAGCCCAAUGUGCCGAUGCUAACGCUGCUGUUCUUUGUGCUUAAUUUCCUAGCUGCCACACAGGAUAUUGCUGUGGAUGGUUGGGCGCUGACCAUGCUGAAGCGUUGCAAUGUUGGUUACGCCUCCACCUGUAAUAGUGUGGGACAAACUGCUGGUUAUUUCCUUGGAUAUGUGGUGUUUAUUAUCUUGGAGUCAAAGGACAUUUGCAACUGGUAUUUGCGUGAUGUGCCUUCGGAUGAGGGCAUGGUAACACUACCGCGAUUCCUUUACUUCUGGGGCAUCACAUUCAUAGUGGCCACCACAUUAGUGGCCAUCUUCAAGAAGGAGAACGACGUUGAGGAUGCGCACACAGAUGCCCGGUACAAGGAGGAACACGAGCUCAACAUACACGAGAGCUACAAAGUCCUGUGGGAUAUAGUGCGCAAACGUCCCGUACAAAUUCUGGCGGCCAUACUGCUCACCGUCAAGGUGACGUUUGCCGCCUCCGAUGCCGUGACGUCGCUGAAACUGAUCGAUGCUGGUGUGCCCAAGGAGAAGCUGGCAUUGCUGGCCAUGCCUUUGAUACCGCUGCAGAUCAUCUUGCCCCUCUUUGUGGGCAAAUACACGAAUGGCCCGCGACCCAUGGACUUGUAUCUGAGAGCGAUACCAUGGCGCAUUGUUUUGGCGACGGUGGCCACAUUUAUUGCCUACGCAACGCCAUAUCUAAUCUCAGGUGGCGAGGUUCCCUUCUAUUACUAUGUGCUGCUCGUUACCAGCUACGGCUGCUAUCAAGUAUUUUUGUAUUCCAUGUUUGUGGCUGCCAUGGCGUUCUUUGCCAAGAUCUCGGAUCCAGCUGUGGGCGGCACCUAUAUGACAUUCCUUAACACACUGUGCAAUCUGGGUGGCAAUUGGCCCAACACUGUGGUGCUGUGGCUGGUGGAUGUACUCACCUUUAAGCAGUGCAGCACUCAGUCCACAAAUCUCUGCCUCAACAAAGAAGAGCUGCAGGAGUGCACCAAGAGUGGAGGCAAAUGCGAAAUAACCUUUGAUGGUUACUAUCUGGAGGCUGCUUUCUGCGUCGUCUAUGGCAUCAUUUGGCUGCUCGUUGUGCGCAAAUGGAUACGCUAUCUGCAGGAUCUGCCAAAACGCGACUGGUCUGUGGUUGCGCCGAUUGCCAAGAAGCAGAGGUAGCAAUUAAUUGUUUGAUCUUCGAUCUGCGCACAGAGAAAACCCAUCGAUCUGCGCACAGUCAUUUUUUGUUAGAGUACAAGAAGCUAUACACUAGUGAACUAGGACUAGGACCAUUUAUGCAUUCUAGGCUAGACAAAUUAUAAAUUUUUGUAAACGAAGACCGUAUUGUUUUGUGUAAACUUAAAAUAUUCCAAAGGAAAUAAAAUUCAAUGUUGAGCAUAUUUGAAACCAA